Molecule: messenger RNA, 1167 nt
Organism: Fulvia fulva
Lineage: Eukaryota; Fungi; Ascomycota; Dothideomycetes; Mycosphaerellales; Mycosphaerellaceae
Exons: 3
Coding region: 1-1167 (388 amino acids)
Molecular function (GO): protein binding
Source: RefSeq, a predicted model, not a curated record
AUGCCUGGACUCAAGGACUUGCUGAAGAAGAAGGAGAAGAUAGCGCCAGAAACAGCGGCACGAUCAGAGCAGCAGAAGCUGGGUGUACCAGAGUUCACAUUCAUAAGAUCAACCACCGAGUCCGAGGAGAUCAUUCAGCCGCCAACAUACCCCGAGGACAACCGACCGACAGGCGCCGAGAAGAGGGAGCAUAGACGGGCAUUGGGCUUUCGCCAGUCCUCCUACUCUUCAUUCACGAAAGAUCCGACCGCCACGGCACUUUCACAUGCAGCAGAGCGCUCGAGCCAGCAACUCCCCGUGAGGCCGAAGGGAGAGCGACGAUUGUCAGAGAGGCUCCAUCUACACAAAACCGAUCGAUCGCGAUCGGGAUCUGCCGAAUCAAGCAGCUACGUCCCAAGAAAUCUGCCAGAGGCGCCCGAAGGAGAGGCAGUCGCGGCGCGAUCAAGUUCGGGCACCACACAGCAUGAGGAAGACAGGACCGCGAAAGAGCACAGGGAAGCACAAUGGGAGAAGCGCGCGACUCUGUUGGCGAUGAACAACCCGCUACGUGAUGGGCAGCUACAAACAGAGCAGGAAGCGCCGGCACAAGGCAGGAGCAGAAGUCCGAGCAUAUCAGACGCCAAAGGUGACGUCAACAUUCAGGAGGCCAUUCGGCUACACGAGGAUGGAGACCUGCGCCUGUCGACUGAGAUGUUCGGGCAGCUCGCGAAUCCCAAGGGUGCUAACAACGCUCUCGCACAAGUCCUUUACGGCCUCGCUCUACGCCACGGCUGGGGCAUCCCCAUCGAGCCAGAACGAGCCAUCCACUAUCUCUCUCUAGCAGCGUCCAACUCAGCCUCGAUCGAAGAGCAGGCUCUUGCAUCAGGCCUCAAGAAAGGCGGUGCAGCGAAAGGCGAGCUGGUCCUCGCCAUCUUCGAGCUGGCCAACUGUUUCCGACACGGUUGGGGCGUGAAGAAGGAUGCAGUCGCAGCUCGGCAGUAUUACGAGACGGCGGCCAACUUGGGCGAUACAGACGCCAUGGAAGAAGCUGCCUGGUGCUACAUGGAAGGUUUUGGGGGCGGCAAGGAGAAGUUCAAAGCGGCGCAGUACUUGCGUCUCGCCGAGCAGACAGGUGGCAAGACGGUGGGCAACUCAUGGAUCUGGAAGGACAAGUACAAUCCGCAAUAA